GUUUCAUUAAUAGUUAACAAUUAUUUACCAAAGAAUAGAACCUUUGAGCAGAGGCAGAUAAUCAGCCAGAAUAGUACACAAUUGCGAAUACCAGAAACGCCAAGCCAUAGAUGCCUUCAACAUUUUCUCAACAAUAAGCUGUAUUUCUGUGACAGCUCAUUAUUCAACAAGGUAUAUUAAACAUGAAUCUCAGCUAUGUGAAACUUGAAACAGGCCAGAAAAUGCCGUUAGUUGGAUUGGGAACAUGGAAGAGUUCACCUGGUCAGGUGAAAACUGCAGUGAAUUAUGCCCUUGAAAUAGGAUACCGUCACAUAGACUGUGCUGCCGUUUAUGGCAAUGAGCAUGAAAUUGGAGAAGCGCUCUUUGAGAAAAUACAAAACAGUAAGUCCAUCAAUCGGGAAGAUAUUUUCAUUACAUCCAAACUUUGGAACACCAAGCAUCACCCGGAUGAUGUGGAAACUGCAUGUCGUAAAACACUGGCAGACCUGCAGCUGGACUACCUAGAUUUGUAUUUGAUGCACUGGCCAAUGGCAUUCGAACGGGGCAACCUUGUGAUUCCAAAGAAUGAUGACGGUACAGUGCGUUAUGCCAGUACUGAUUACAAGGACACCUGGAAGGCCAUGGAAAAACUACUAGAAAAGGGUUUGGUCAAGGCACUUGGCUUAUCCAACUUCAAUGCAAGGCAAAUAGAUGAUCUAUUAUCAAUUGCAACCUACAGACCAGUUGUUAAUCAGGUAGAAUGUCACCCUUACCUUAUCCAAAAUCGGCUUGUAGAUCACUGCACAAAACGAAAGAUCAUAGUUACAGCAUACAGUCCUCUUGGAUCACCUGACCGUCCCUGGGCCAGACCUGGUGAGCCAAAACUGUUGGAAGAUCAAAGAAUACUGGAAAUAGCAAAGAAAUAUGGAAAAUCUCCAGCACAAGUUAUUAUACGAUGGCAAUUACAAAGAGGAAUAGUGUGCAUUCCUAAGAGUGCCACACCAUCAAGGAUUAAAGAAAAUAUGGAGGUGUUUGACUUCAUCUUGUCUAAAGAGGAUAUGAAACAAAUUGAUUCAUUUGACUGCAAUGGAAGAUUGAUAGUCCCAGCUAUUGAAAGGGAUGGAGUGAGAGUGUGGAGAGAUUCAAGUCAUCCAUACUUCCCUUUUAACGAUCCUUAUUGAAAGUCAAUCUGCAACUUCAAAAACAUUCCUGUCAUAUUGUGGAAAUAGUCUCCCUUUUAAAAUCACCAUUUCUCUUUUUAAAUACAUAUAAUACAAACUGAGAACAUAAUUGUAAUGUUAAAAACACAGGUAUUUCAUUGGGUUAAUAAUCAGUGCGUUCACGGGUUGGGUAUAAAAAUAGAAAUUGACAAUAAAAAUUUUUUGUCACUGAUGUGAAAUUUGUUGCUCUGUGGCAACAGUACAGUGAAAAGAUAUAAAAUUACUAUACUUUAUAAAAUAAACAAAUAGUGCAAAAAAACAAGGUUUUGUUGAUGGGCUAUUCAGCAACCUGAUGGUGGAGGAAAAGAAGCUGCUCCAAGUUUGUUGAGUGUGGGUCUUCAAGAUCCUGUAUCUUCUUCCUGAUGGUAGUAACAAAAAGAGGGCGUGUAGUAGAUGGUGAAGGUCCUUAAUGAUGGAUGCUGCCUUCAAUACGCAGUUGUUAAAUGUCCAGCAACAAUGAAUAUAGAAUUGAGUCACAUUUUAUAAACAAGUAAGCAUUUAUUAAACUCUGCUCAACAAAAAAUGAAAAGCAAACAAACGACUAACUUAACCAGAAGUUAACUGCUAUACGGCAACUCUGGAACAGUUCUUAAAGUGGUAACUAUGAAAGUCCAAGUGAUUUAUACAUUUAAUUAGGAGAGGCUUCCCUGAGGUAACAAAUUCCUUGAUGACAUGACAUUACUGCUGAUCCCAGCCGAAGUAUGCCUUGUAUGAAGGAUUCAUGACGAAGGAAAUAAAAACAGCUUAAAGGAA
Messenger RNA from Hypanus sabinus (Atlantic stingray), 1952 nucleotides. RefSeq names its product aldo-keto reductase family 1, member A1a (aldehyde reductase) (gene akr1a1a). Gene Ontology annotation, molecular function: aldose reductase (NADPH) activity. The coding region runs from base 183 to 1160 and encodes 325 amino acids. The transcript is spliced from 9 exons. The record is from RefSeq and is a predicted model, not a curated record. Gene Ontology annotation, cellular component: cytosol. Gene Ontology annotation, biological process: aldehyde catabolic process. Lineage: Eukaryota; Metazoa; Chordata; Chondrichthyes; Myliobatiformes; Dasyatidae.